Molecule: messenger RNA, 1956 nt
Organism: Nicotiana attenuata
Lineage: Eukaryota; Viridiplantae; Streptophyta; Magnoliopsida; Solanales; Solanaceae
Product: probable acyl-activating enzyme 1, peroxisomal
Exons: 2
Coding region: 137-1801 (554 amino acids)
Source: RefSeq, a predicted model, not a curated record
AAUUGACACUUACGCAUAUCCAACCAUUUUAACUUGUACUAUUGACUAGUGACUGUAUUUGAGCCCCCCCCUCUCUCUCUCUCUCUCUCAACUCGAAAUUAGUUCUAAAUUUUGAAAAAAAUCUGAGAAAUUAGUAAUGGAGGGGACGAUUCGAUGCUCAGCAAAUUAUGUGCCGUUGAGUCCAAUAAGCUUUUUGGAAAGAGCAGCAGUGGUGUACGGCAACAGAGUUUCUAUUGUUUAUGGGGAUGUUAAGUUUACUUGGGCUGAGACCCGCCAAAGGUGCCUCAAACUCGCUUCAGCUCUGAUCCAGCUUGGGAUUUCUCGCGGUGAUGUCGUUGCUGCCUUGGCUCCAAAUAUUCCUGCUAUGUAUGAGGUACACUUUGGGGUGCCUAUGGCUGGGGCAGUUCUUUGUACUCUUAAUGUUCGUCUCGAUUCAGCAAUGGUGUCAGUGUUGCUCAAACAUUCAGAGGCAAAAGUCAUAUUUGUAGAUUAUCAGUUCCUUGAUAUUGCUAAGGGCGCAUUAAAAAUUCUUUCGAAGGAAAGGAUCAAAUUGCCUUAUCUAGUCCUAAUCCCCGACUGUGACAGGCAGCUACCUAUUGUUCAUAAUAGGACAUUGAUACCGGGAGAUCUGGAAUACGAGUCAUUUCUAGUGACUGGGAAACCUAAUUUUGAGAUAGUAUGGCCAAGUGAUGAAUGGGAUGCCAUUGCUCUGAAUUAUACUUCAGGUACAACAUCCAGUCCAAAAGGGGUUGUCUACAGUCACAGAGGAGCAUAUCUUAAUUCUCUUGCUGCAGUUCUUCUCAAUGAAAUGCCUUUAAUGCCUGUCUACUUAUGGUGUGUUCCCAUGUUUCAUUGCAAUGGAUGGUGUCUAACUUGGGGCGUUGCAGCACAGGGUGGUAAAAAUGUUUGUCUUAGGAAUGUUACAGCAGCAGGAAUUUUUACAAGCAUAGCUGGGCACCAAGUGAGCCACAUGGGUGGUGCGCCUACAGUUUUAAACAUGAUAAUAAAUGCACCUCCUAGUGUUCGGAGGUCACUUCCAAGGAAAGUAGCAGUGAUGACUGGUGGUGCACCACCACCACCUCAAGUGCUAUUUAAGAUGGAGGAGCUUGGUUUUGAUGUAACUCACUCAUAUGGUCUAACUGAAACCUAUGGUCCAGGAACGGUUUGCACUUGGAAACCUGAGUGGAGUUCUUUGUCACCUGAUGAGCAGGCAAAGAUCAAGUCUCGUCAGGGAUUGCACCACAUUGGCAUGGAGGAAGUAGAUGUGAAGGAUCCAGCUUCAAUGAAGAGCAUACCGCCAGAUGCAAAAACCAUGGGUGAGGUAAUGUUUAGAGGAAACACUGUAAUGAAUGGGUACUUGAAGAAUCUCAAAGCCACAGAAGAUGCUUUCAAAGGGGGUUGGUUUCGAAGUGGAGACCUUGCAGUGAAACACCCCGAUGGUUACAUUGAAUUGAAGGAUCGCGCAAAGGACAUCAUUAUUUCAGGUGGAGAAAACAUUAGCACGAUUGAGGUGGAGUCGGUGAUAUUCAGCCAUCCAGCCGUUCUUGAGGCUGCUGUGGUCGGAAGACCAGAUGAUUACUGGGGUGAGACGCCUUGUGCCUUUGUGAAACUAAAGGAUGGUAAUAAUGCAACUGCCGAUGAAAUCAUCAACUACUGCCGUGAUCGUUUACCACGUUACAUGGCUCCUAAAACAGUAAUUUUCGAUGAUUUGCCCAAAACUUCUACAGGAAAGACACAAAAAUUUGUUUUGAGACAGAGGGCCAAAGCUAUGGGGAGUAUCUCAAAGGCCAGCAAACUAUAAUUCAUAACUUUCCAGUGUUGUGGAUAGACUGAUAACAUUAUUGCUAUAAUGAGAUAUGGUGGCCUCUGUUUUAUUUGAUUGAAUCACAUUUAUGUUGUGGGAAUGCCUGUUGUAUAUGAUAAUCUACAAAUUUCAUAGCCAUUUAAGCUGCACAA